Messenger RNA from Phycodurus eques (leafy seadragon), 3105 nucleotides. RefSeq names its product sodium/potassium transporting ATPase interacting 4 (gene nkain4). The record is from RefSeq and is a predicted model, not a curated record. The transcript is spliced from 7 exons. The coding region runs from base 371 to 1000 and encodes 209 amino acids. Gene Ontology annotation, biological process: regulation of sodium ion transport. NCBI's taxonomy places the organism in Eukaryota, Metazoa, Chordata, Actinopteri, Syngnathiformes, Syngnathidae.
GCCUUUAGAAAGACAAGAAGUGGGAAGACAAGUUGACGCCCCCAAUUACGAUCUUCGCCUCCGGGUAUUCCGCUCCAGCAACAGCGGCCCCUCCUCCCGCACCUACCCCGCUCACCGCCGUCGUCUCCCCGCCAGUCACCCCGGCUGAGACCGGCCCGAGAAGCCAACGGGAAACAACAGCUCAGCGCGACGAUUUCGCGUUUUGUGUUUGGGGGGUGGGGGUGGGGGGGAGCAAAGCAAAAAAAAAAAAAAAAAAAAAACUCGCUGUAGGAGAAGACAUGAGACUGAGUUAGCUGGGGAUAUUCCAUCUCGUUUGAGCGGCUUUUCCAAGUGCUUCUGUCCCGGCUCAGACUGGGUCAGCGCGGGCACGAUGGGCUUCUGCAGCGGCCGGUGCACGCUCAUUUUGAUUUGCACUUUACAGUUGGUGUUGGCUCUAGAACGACAGGUCUUUGACUUCCUGGGUUACCAGUGGGCCCCGAUCUUAGCCAACUUCUUCCACAUCAUCAUCGUCAUUCUCGGCCUGUUCGGCACCAUCCAGUACCGGCCGCGCUACAUUGUCGUGUACACAGUUUGGGCGGCUCUGUGGGUGGCCUGGAAUGUCUUCAUCCUCUGCUUUUACCUGGAUGUAGGCGGCCUGUCCAAGGACAGUGACCUGCUGACAUUUAACAUCUCAGCCCAUCACUCAUGGUGGAGUGAACACGGGCCAGGCUGUGUGAGGAGAGAGAUGCCACAAGCUGAAGGGGCCCACACCACUGAAAGCCAUUUCUACAUAACGGUCAUGGGCUGCUUCAUGGACUACCAGUACAUCGAGGUCAUGCACAGUGGAACACAAAUCCUGGCUGCUCUCCUGGGCUUUGUGUACGCCUGUUAUGUUGUCAGCGCCAUCACAGACGAGGAGGACAGCUUUGAUUUUAUUGGUGGAUUUGAGCCAUUCCCACUCUACCAUGUCAAUGAGAAACCAUCUCAUCUCCUCCUAAAGCCAGUGUCCCUGUCUACGUAAAUAGAAGAUCAUCUUGGAGGGAAGUUGAUGCUGACGUUGUUUGCCACGGUUUGACCCAACUUUUAGUCCCACAAUUUGGGGAAGUGCUUGACUUUCCUCCCCCCCGCUCACUUUACUUUUUUAAGUACUUAAAACAUGGCACUCACUGAUGGGCUGCAUGGAAAAUACAACUCAGUUUAAUUGUCUUCCUCUUUAUUAGUUUUAAGUGUCUGUUUUCAAGCAACUUUUGGUAAAUGUUUUUGUAUUGUAUUCUGUGCAGAUGUGCUGUGACAUUCUCAUCAGCACAACUGUAGAGAACAGCAUAAAAAUACCUUUUGUUUGUAAUCGGCAGCAGUCCAGCGUUCCCACUCUGUGGCACUGUAAUCAUUUUUGCAUGUCAUCGCUAUUUUGGCUCGGAUUCUGGCUGGACGGCUAAAUUACAGUGGAAUGAAACAUUCCUGUUUACUUUGGGCCGGGGUCUUUUGUACAUACAUGCACAGGCAGAGCCGGAAAAAGGAACACGCCUCAAAAAUACACAAUGGAAAUAAUGCAGUGAUGGCAGGAAAAUUAAUUAAGUUUGAUGUGAAAUAUCAAGAAUGCAAAACUUAAAGCAUGCAGGUUUCAAAAGUUUUAUUUGUGGAGUCUUAUUGUUUAUGAUUAUUUCCACCCACAACCAAGUCGCCGUCACUGAAGUGUCAGGUGUUUGUGUUUGGAAAAAGCGCUGGAAGCUGUACGUGGGAUUGUGAUACACACUUAGCCUAUUGUGAACGAAACUUCAACAAACCUUAGAAAUAGAAAUAGCAGCGCGAGAGAGAAAUGCAUGGCUGUAGCUGAGCCUGGCCUUCUGCCAUGGAUGUUCAGCCCCUGUUCUAGUUGUAAUGUUUUUACAAAGGAGUUUCAUACUUGAAAAGAAAGCACUUUUGUGCUACAAGUCACUUAGUAGGAGACAAAUCCACUGUUGCCUUACUGCCCUCUGGUGUUUACUUUGUCCAUGUGCAGGAGCAGAAGGGGUGAUAUAAAAAAAAACGUUUCUUUCCCCAAGUACAGUAUUGUAUUGUUGUUUUUAGAGGACGUUAAAAGUCAUUUUAAAGACAGAAAAUAAGGAGAGGAAAUGUUGCUUUACUCAGUAGUUUAUUUUAAGUCCACUUGUUUUCAACACACUUUUUAUCAUUCAAGGUUUUGUUUUCUUAACCUCAGAAUCAGAAAUGUUUUGGCGCUUCACAAAUUUAUCGAGUGACGCUUGAGGAUCAAAAGAGUUGCAAACAAAGAGCUUUCCUUGUUUUUGCUCUAUUCACAGACCAUUUUGUCUAUUCUUGGCAGUUGGUUGUCAGAUUCCUGUAAUAUUCUCACUGCCGGGUGGUCGCAAAAUAUCAUCUCAGCCAAGUGCUUAUUUUUGACCAUAUAAUGAACUGCCUUGUGCGUGAUUGGUCAAACAUCCUUUGCCCGAAUGCAAAUACUGUGUCUUUAUUUUUGUGAAUUUACACACUCUAGUCCAGUUUUUCCUGACUUUGAUUGCGCUAAGGCAUUAGAAUGCCACAAAAUGUAUGUAUACUGAAAUAAUGAUGAUAUCUUAAUUUACUCAAAAAUGGAUUAGUGUGAAAUCUGGGCCUGUUUAAUGUAUGAAUGGCAACAGGUGGAUACAGUUUUUUUUUUUGUACCUUCUUCUAUUUAAUUAUUCUGCUUGACAUGUUACAUCGCUGGUAUCGAUAGAUGAACAAAGAUAUAUUUGUAAUUAAUCAUUUUCAAACAAAUUAGGUGAAAUGUGGCAAUUUCUCACGGCACCGCUGAGGAUCUCUCAUAGCACCCUGGUUGGGAAUCACUGCUCUCGUCUAGUGUGUGCGUGCAUCUCAUAUUGUGUCAUAAUCUGUAUUAGAAUGAAAUGUUACUCAAUCUUGCAUCUUGGUUGCAAUGUAGCUUCUUAAAACUGUUCUGUGUGCUAGUUUCCACUAAAAAAGAUGGCACAUCUUUGUUGCCACUUUUGUAUUUGUACAGAGAGUGUUUUUCGUUUUCUCUUUCAGUGUUGCCUGAACCCAAGGUGAUCAGACAGUGUGUCUCUUUUCCAUAGCUGUUCUUUGUGUUCAUGCAAAUAAGUGUUUAUCAAUAAAAUAAAUUGUUCUCUUUCAGUC